Prionailurus viverrinus (fishing cat) is the source of this 654-nucleotide messenger RNA. It is a transcript of the gene ZBED2, whose product is annotated as zinc finger BED-type containing 2. The transcript has a single exon. Bases 1 to 654 code for a protein of 217 amino acids. Lineage: Eukaryota; Metazoa; Chordata; Mammalia; Carnivora; Felidae. The record is from RefSeq and is a predicted model, not a curated record. Gene Ontology annotation, molecular function: DNA binding.
AUGAGGCGGGAAGAGGAGGAAGAGGAGGGAACCAGGAUGAAGGCAAAAGGAGACCUUGAGAUGAAGGAGGAAGAGGCAAUCAGUGAGAAGGGAGAACCGGUUGGCCCUUUCGCGAGCGCCAUGCCCACCUCUCUGCCGCACAACAAGGGGUCCCGGUUUUCCGAGGUUUGGGAAUAUUUCCACCUGGCCCCUGUUCGUGCUGGCCACCACCCCAGCCAAUAUGCCACCUGCCGCCUGUGUGGCAGGCAGGUGAGCCGUGGCCCAGGGGUUAACGUGGGCACCACAGCCUUGUGGAAACAUCUGAAGAGCAUGCAUAGAGAGGAGCUGGAGAAGACUGGCCAUGGUCAGGUGGGGCAGCGCAAGGACUCCAGGUCCCAGGGGCCCCAGCUCCCCAUGGGUAUCGAGGGCGAAUGGGCCCGGCUCCUGGAGCAGCUGGGGACCCUGGCUUUGUGGGCCAGCCAAAGGGAAAAGGAGGUGCUUAGGAGGGAGAGGGCAGUGGAAUGGCGGGAGAGAGCCGUGGAAAGGAGAGAGCGAGCCCUGGAGGAGGUAGAAAGGGCCAUCCUGGAGAUGAAGUGGAAGGUGAGAGCUGAGAAGGAAGCCUGUCGGAGGGAGCAAGAGCAGCCUGCAGCAGCUCAUCCUUUCCAUUUUGUUUAA